AUGGGCUCUGGUGCUUCUAAAGGGAUUGCAGCCGCGGUGGCUGCUGCGCCAAGCGACGAUCUCAAGGCAGCCUUCUCGAGCAUGAGCCAGCAGGAUAAGGACAAACUGAUAGCCGCACUGAGCGAGAAGUCCGACCCAGUCUUCGGGUUUUCCUCCGGCCUUCCCAAUUGCUGCGCCUCCAACCCCGAGUCUUACAAGGUGGUGGCCGAAAUCCCGAACGCCCGUCUCGUGGAGAUGAAGAUGGCGGCGGGCGCCGAGGACGCCACGCACGAACACCCGGCGCACUCCAUGUACUUCGUCACCCCGGCCAAGCUCUGCAUCACGGACUACCCAGACGGCAAGACGCCCGGGGAGCCGCACAUCGUGGAGAUUCCGGCCGGGGCCGCGCCCAUCUUCCCGGCCGGCGCUCACCAGGUCAAGAACGUCGGUGAUCAGGAGGCCAUCGUCAUCUUCGUGGAGGCCCUCCCCAAGUGCAUGCCCUGCGGCGACGUCAGUCCCUUCGUCAAGCCUUUCGUCUGCUCGCCUGACUGCUACAAGAUCCAUGCUGAGAACGACGACUGGAUCACUGGCGAGAUGAACAUGGAGCCGGGGGCCGCAGACGCUUUGCACAACCACAAGGACCACCUCAUCUACGUCCUCGCGGGGGACGAGAUCACGAUCUACCCAGGCGGUGACAUGGAGAAAGGGCAAGUCGUUCCCAUUAAGCCGUUUGCUGGGGUUCCCGCGCCGAUGUCCGCGGGGCCCAUUUUCAGCAACCACAUCGUGAAGAAUUCAGGGUCUGUCCCGGUAAAGAUGCUCUUCUUCGAAAUGAAGAAGUGA
Messenger RNA from Prorocentrum cordatum, 819 nucleotides. The record is from the annotation of a GenBank genome assembly. NCBI's taxonomy places the organism in Eukaryota, Dinophyceae, Prorocentrales, Prorocentraceae.